This is a messenger RNA of Penicillium vulpinum, 396 nucleotides long. RefSeq lists its product as uncharacterized. The coding region runs from base 1 to 396 and encodes 131 amino acids. The record is from RefSeq and is a predicted model, not a curated record. The transcript has a single exon. NCBI's taxonomy places the organism in Eukaryota, Fungi, Ascomycota, Eurotiomycetes, Eurotiales, Aspergillaceae.
AUGACUUUGACGAUGGGCGUGGCAUCUGAUCGUGACGCUGGACUGCUGGCUGCGAAACUGACGGAAACUAUCAUCGUUUUCUGCAAUAUCAUGGACAUGCCUUUGUUAUCUCCCGAGAUCAGAUAUCUGCAGACAACCAAAUUGCUACCCUCAGAGAGGCCUCUCAGUGCAACCCCAACAAAUGAACAGUUCAUGGUUGCUAGCAUUAGCCCGAUUGAAAUGGAAUGGGCGCUUGAGAGUGCGUGGAGUGACACCUUUAAUUGCAGCCUUAGCCCUAAGAUGAAAGCUGGCGAGACAAUUUUUGAUCUUGGUGGUGACUUGGUGAGCGCUAGUCUGAUAUCAGCUCACAUGGAGAGGCAAGGAUAUGUCCUUAGUGUUGAUUCAAAUGGUACCUAA